CACGUUCUUUCCUUCCUUGUAACUUUUUUUUCCUCCUUGUCGUCUCCCUAACUCUUGACAAUCCACAUUCCACAUCACACAGCCAUGCAAACUGCCUCCAGAAUCUUUGUAAUCUCAGGUCCAUCCGGAUCCGGAAAAUCGACAUUGUUGAAGCGUCUUUUUGCAGAAUACCCAGACACCUUUGGAUUCAGCAUUUCGCACACUACGCGGAAGCCACGCCCAGGAGAAAGUAAUGGCAAAGACUACCACUUUGUAGCCAAGGAACGUAUGGAAGCGGAAAUUGCUGCUGGCAAGUUCAUUGAAAGCGCCACGUUUUCCGGUAACAUGUAUGGUACCUCGAUCAAAGCAGUUGAGGAUGUGGUUGAGUCAGGCAAAGUAUGCAUGUUGGAUAUUGAUAUGCAAGGCGUAAAGUUAGUCAAGCAAACCCAAUUGAACCCUCGUUAUAUCUUUGUUCGGCCACCAAGUCUUGAAGUUUUGGAGCAACGGUUGCGUGGUCGUGGCACGGAGACCGAGGAAGCCGUCAAGGCACGUUUGGAAGCUUCUAAGCGAGAAUGGGAAUACGGUGAAACCCCUGGUGCCUAUGAUCGUGUUGUGGUUAAUGAUGAUUUGGAGACUGCUUACAACGCGCUCAAGGAUGCUAUUUUCGUUGCAUAAAAAAAUAGAAGAGAAAGGAUUGAAAUAAUUAUUUAUAC
Messenger RNA from Zychaea mexicana, 692 nucleotides. Its product is annotated as guanylate kinase. The coding region runs from base 85 to 654 and encodes 189 amino acids. The record is from RefSeq and is a predicted model, not a curated record. Gene Ontology annotation, biological process: purine nucleotide metabolic process. Gene Ontology annotation, cellular component: cytosol. Gene Ontology annotation, molecular function: GMP kinase activity. Lineage: Eukaryota; Fungi; Mucoromycota; Mucoromycetes; Mucorales; Lichtheimiaceae. The transcript is spliced from 3 exons.